Molecule: messenger RNA, 2361 nt
Organism: Ornithorhynchus anatinus (platypus)
Lineage: Eukaryota; Metazoa; Chordata; Mammalia; Monotremata; Ornithorhynchidae
Product: RNA-binding Raly-like protein
Exons: 7
Coding region: 11-844 (277 amino acids)
Cellular component (GO): nucleus
Molecular function (GO): RNA binding
Source: RefSeq, a predicted model, not a curated record
GCUGCGCCUCAUGUCUCCGCCCUGCCCCGCCGCCCUCCCCCGCGCCCACCGGGGAGAUGGUACGUUCCAGUGGCCCGGCGCGCCGCCCCGCAGCGGGGGCUUGGGCGAGCCGCCGGCCCGCGGACCCCCCCGCCCCGCACAGCCGCCCCGCCCGCCCGCAGCCGCCGCCGGAGCCGCAGGAGCAGGAGCGGGCCUCGGGCCGCGCUGGCAUCGGACCCCCCCGCGGGCUGGCAUGACUCUCUUCGGCAGCGAGGAAGCCUGUCGGAGAUAUUUAGACAUGGCCCGAGAGCCCAAACCGAGCCGAGCCAGGCCUGGCCAGAAGCGGCAGCACAGCACCGCUCUCUAUCACAGUAGCUGUGACCUGGACUAUGAGCUGUACCGAGAAGACUUUCCCUACAGGGUUUAUGAGUACCAGAGGAUCCCGCCCCUCAUCAACCGGGCACCCGUCAAGAGCAGGAGGACUCAUAUGGGCACAGGGAGCAAGAGCAGCCUCACAGCCCACCUGACUCCACGAGGCAGCAACCCGCCCCCGGCGCGGACAAAGCUAAAAGCGGAGGAGCUGCACUCCAUCAAGGGGGAGUUGAGCCAGAUCAAAGCGCAGGUGGACAGUCUGCUGGAGAGCCUGGAGAGGAUGGACCAGCGGCGGGAUCGACUGGGAGGGGCCAAAGAGGGCGAGGAGAAGAAGACCCAGGUGAGCGAGGAGCCCUCGUACCCGGCGGCAGAGUCUCAGCGGGAGAGUCGGAGCAAGGAGGGCACGGAGCCCGCCGGGCAGAGCGACCUGAGGGACAUCGACAGCGCCGAGGAGAGCACAGACACCGAGGAGGCGGUGAGAGGCCGCUCUUAGCCCGCCCCUCUCCAGCGUCCAUGAAGAAUCACACGUCAGACCCGGAGGGCAGCCAGUAGAGGAGGUGCGGCCCCAGCCCGCCCGGACCGGUGGGUCGGUCAGUUGGCCCGUCCCCCUUUCCUGUGUUCGUAUUUCUUUGAAGGCCCGCCAGCCGUUGCCGUACUCGACACGAGCUACCCAGCCUCAGCGCUAGUGCAGUAGGACUGGCGUCCCAGCCAACCCGGCCCGCUCCUCGGUGGCAGCCGGAAGCCUCCUCGUAGUUGUUCCGUUGAGCUUUGGACGUUGUGUUUCCAGACCGCCCCGCACCACGGGGUGGGCGGCCACGGGGGCCGGCAGGGGGGGGGGGGGGCGGCCCCCACAGCCCGGGAUUUCUCUUGGGCAGUUUUAACUUCUGAGUAGGAAAGCCGAGUCUCUCCUGGAGUGGGCCUUGGAGAAACUGAGGCCCGGACCACUUCCACGUCCAUCCCCACUCUUCCCAUCUGUUGCCUCCCACUGUGGGAAACCCCUCCCAAGAAGCCAGCCGCCCUUUGCCUCGCCCAGAUCCGCUCCCGACUUCCUCACUUGCCCGAGCCGUGGCCGUGGCAGACCCCCCCCCCCCCCCCGCCCCACCCCGAUCCUUCUUUCCGUGAAGCCCAAGGGGAUGGGGCCAAGAGCCAGCCCCUUCCCUCCCAGACCUUUUGAAAACAAAGGCACGAACCCCCACCCGGUGCUCGGUGCCCUCGACGGGACGGGAAGGCCGGGGGGGCGGUCAGCGAGGCCGGGGCUGAGGGCAAAACCCCAUCUUUGAGGAAAUGAGCCAAGCCGGCCGCAGCCAACCGAUACUCUCCAUCCACUUUGCUCUCUCUCCCUCAGCAAGGGCCAGGCCCCACAGCAGGCACCCCUGCCUGCCUACUGGAGAGGAGGGUGCAGAAAUAGAAAUAGUGCUGCGCCUCCUCCCGGGAUCCCAAACCCCUCAGGAGCAGACUCUUCCUUCCCCCACCGUUCUCCACAUCCCAGUCAUCCCCACCGCCCCUCCCGGGGGUGGCGGGGAAUGGUGCCCGACCGAAGACCCUAAAAUUGACACUAACUUUGAGGUUCAAGGGGGCUCGAUCCAAUGCACCAAAUGGUUUUCCCCCUUUCCUGUAUCACGUGGCUUAAGUGUCUGGCACUCUUUGCGUUCAUGUGACCCUCCUCCCAGCCCCGCAGAUCUCCACAACCGCCUUGGUGCAUGGGAAAUGUAGUUCUGUUUCCAACAGGUGUAUUCCUGGUCCGUAAACGAUGCAGUGAGGUCCCUGGUGUGUCUUACUCCCGAUGAACUUGUUCUUUUCCUUCCUCCCUUCUCCUCUCCCCCGGCCCUCCCCACCCGCCCCAAUCCAUCCUGCCAUCCCUCACAACAGCCGUAUCUCAUUUUUACGUCCAGUUUCUAGCUUGUCUCUUGCUGGUAUGAUACUGUGUCUGUAUUUCAAAUCUGCUCUGGAAAAAAGUGUACUGUGUUGGAAGGAAAAAAUAAAAUAAAAUUUCUAUUUGGUUUCUCCGUU